This is a messenger RNA of Chinchilla lanigera (long-tailed chinchilla), 2865 nucleotides long. RefSeq names its product golgin A5 (gene Golga5). Gene Ontology annotation, cellular component: Golgi cisterna; Golgi membrane. The record is from RefSeq and is a predicted model, not a curated record. Gene Ontology annotation, biological process: Golgi organization; retrograde transport, vesicle recycling within Golgi. NCBI's taxonomy places the organism in Eukaryota, Metazoa, Chordata, Mammalia, Rodentia, Chinchillidae. The transcript has 13 exons. Bases 162 to 2342 code for a protein of 726 amino acids.
CCGGAAGAGGUGGCCAGGCCCGUCAGUCCCGGAGGUGGUUUAGUGGACCCGGGUCCUCUCUGGGCCGGCUGCUGAGGGGGCCCGGCCUACGAGGGCGUCGAGGCCGCGGUGCAGCCCUCUGGAGCCCUCAGAUUCACCUAUAAGAUUAUUCUGCUGCCAUCAUGUCUUGGUUGGUUGAUCUUGCUGGAAAGGCGGAAGAUCUGUUAAACCGCGUUGACCAAGGGGCUGCAACAGCUCUCAGUAGAAGAGAGAACACCACCAGCAAAAUUGCUGACUAUCCUGAACUGCAUCAGCAAAAUACAGAUUUGACAUAUCAGACUGGACCUAAAGCCUCUUACAUUUCCUCAGCAGCUGAAAACAUUCGAAAUCAAAAAGCCACCAUCUUAGCUGGCACUGCAAAUGUGAAAGUAGGAUCUAGGACACCCGGGGAGGCUUCCCAUCCUGUUGAAAACGCAUCUGUUCCAAGGCCUUCAUCCCACUUUGUUCGGAGGAAAAAGUCAGAACCUGAUGAUGAGCUGCUGUUUGAUUUUCUUAAUAGUUCACAGAAGGAGCCCACUGGGAAGGUGGAGCUCAAGAAAGAAAAGGGCAAAGCCCCUGUCUUUCCAAGUUCUCGGACAUCAAAUAUCAGUUCUGUGAACACCGGUGUCACCACUGUCAAAGCCAAUGAAGAAAAUUCUGGAAGCCAAAGCCAUGACAAUAAUUCAGAUCCUAACCCUGGAGCCCAAGAGGAUUCUUCAAAGGAAAACACAUCUUCUGAUGCUGCUAUUCACACUGAUCACAACCCAGCACCCAGCGACAAUGGCAAAUCACAUGAACUGUCUAAUCUCCGGCUGGAGAAUCAGCUGCUGAGGAAUGAAGUUCAGUCUUUAAAUCAGGAAAUGGCCUCAUUACUUCAAAGAUCCAAAGAAACUCAAGAAGAAUUAAACAAAGCAAGAGCAAGAGUUGAAAAAUGGAAUGUUGACCAUUCAAAGAGCGACCGAAUAACUCGAGAACUCCGGGCUCAAGUCGAUGACCUGACGGAAGCAAUGGCUGCAAAGGACUCCCAGCUGGCCGUCCUGAAAGUGAGACUCCAGGAGGCUGACCAGCUGCUCAGUACUCGCACAGAAGCACUAGAAGUCCUACAGAGUGAGAAGUCACGAAUAAUGCAGGAUCACAAUGAAGGAAGUAGCCUACAGAAUCAAGCUCUGCAAACUCUUCAGGAGAGACUGCAUGAAGCAGAUGCCACUUUAAAGAGAGAGCAAGAAAGCUACAAACAGAUGCAGAAUGAGUUUGCUGCACGCCUUAAUAAAAUGGAAAUGGAACGGCAGAACCUGGCAGAAGCAGUUACUCUGGCAGAAAGAAAAUACUCCGACGAGAAGAAGAGAGUUGAUGAACUGCAGCAGCAAGUCAAGCUACACAAAUUGAACUGGGAGUCUUCUAAGCAGGAAUUAAUUGACUACAAGCAGAAGGCCACUAGAAUACUCCAAUCUAAAGAAAAAUUGAUUAACAGCUUAAAGGAAGGCUCUGGUUUUGAAGGCUUAGAUAGCAGCACUGCUAAUAGCAUGGAGCUAGAAGAACUUCGCCAUGAGAAGGACAUGCAGAGGGAAGAAAUACAGAAGCUGAUGGGCCAGAUACAUCAGCUCAGGUCUGAGCUACAGGAUAUGGAGGCUCAGCAGGUUAGUGAAGCAGAAUCGGCAAGAGAACAGUUACAAGAUCUGCAAGACCAGAUAGCCGGGCAGAAAGCCUCUAAGCAAGAGCUAGAGACGGAAUUGGACCGCCUGAAGCAGGAAUUCCACUAUGUAGAAGAUGAUCUGUAUCGAACAAAGAACACAUUGCAAAGCAGAAUUAAAGAUCGAGAGGAAGAAAUUCAAAAACUCAGGAAUCAGCUCACCAACAAAACACUAAGUAACAGCAGUCAGUCAGAGCUGGAAAGCCGGCUGCAUCAGCUGACAGAGACCCUCAUCCAGAAGCAGACCAUGCUGGAGAGCCUGAGCACGGAGAAGAACUCGCUGGUCUUCCAGCUGGAGCGCCUCGAGCAGCAGAUGAGCUCUGCGUGUGCGAGCACCAGCAACGGGUCCUCGAUUAACAUGUCUGCAGUUGACAGUGGCGAAGGCACACGUCUGCGAAAUGUUCCUGUUCUUUUUAAUGACUCAGAAACUAAUCUGGCAGGAAUGUAUGGAAAAGUUCGCAAAGCUGCAAGUUCCAUUGACCAGUUUAGUAUUCGUCUGGGAAUUUUUCUCCGAAGAUAUCCCAUAGCACGAGUGUUUGUAAUUAUAUAUAUGGCUUUGCUUCACCUCUGGGUCAUGAUCGUUCUGUUGACUUAUUCACCAGAAAUGCACCACGAUCAGCCAUACAGCAAAUGAACUGAACCAGUUGUUUCAGUGAUUGGUUGUCUUUUUUGGACCUGGGAUCUGCAAAAAGGCCAUUUUCCUAGAACUGCUAAGAAGGGUGCACAGGAUUAUUUUAUCACUACAAGCUUUUAACUUUUUAAGUUAUUGUAUAAGUUCUCUGCUACCUAAAUCUUCCUCUUACUUCCUUCAGAUGGUAGGAGUUUCUAAAACAAACAAUAAUUUAACAAGCCCAGCUCUGCUUUUUUCUGAGUUCAGUGGUCCUAAUAUAUAUAAAGAGGUACAGGAGUUGUUCACUUCUGUACAGAUGUUCCUGUAUUAGGUGACACUGAUUAUGGAUUAUAAUCAGGGAAACUAAUUGUAUUAGUGGUAAAAAAAUAAAAAGUUUUCUUUUUUGAUAAUUCAGUCUGCUUUUGUAUUUUCCUAUAUUUAACUUUGUGAAUGGAGAUUUACUUUUUACAUGUUAAAGGCUAGACUGGUGUAAAUCUUUCUUGUAUAAUACAUAAAUAAAAUUGACCGUUCGUUUUUCUUUUUUAAA